GAGAGCAGCCAAUCACAGGACAGAUUGUACCCGGAGCCCAGAGCGAGCUGCUGCCGGGUAACCAGGGAACGGGGACUCACUGACCGCACAGCAGCUCACGCCAUCUCUUCAUGUCAGCCUGGACUCUUUAAACCGAUACAAUCGCUGCAUCUUAGGGGGUCCCAGGGGAUCAAGGCUCCUCAGAAAAAAAAUUCUGGGGGGUUGAACCCCACUAAGAACAAAUCCUGGUUUAUUUUCUGUAAACUCCAACAUGGCUGCCCCAGGAGCUACAAAGACUGCUUGGAAGCUGCAAGAAAUUGUUGCCCACUCUAGCAAUGUGUCGGCGCUUGUUCUCGGGAAGAGUUCUGGCCGCCUGCUGGCCACUGGAGGUGAAGAUUGUUGUGUCAACUUGUGGUCUGUUAAUAAACCUAACUGUAUCAUGAAUCUUACGGGACAUACCACGCCAGUGGAGAGCGUUUGUUUUAAUUCUUCUGAAGAAAUGAUUGUGGCUGGCUCACAGUCAGGCUCUCUGCGUGUCUGGGAUUUAGAAGCUGCCAAGAGUAUCCGGACAUUAACAGGACAUAAAGCCAAUCUGUGCAGCCUGGACUUUCACCCGUAUGGGGACUUUGUGGCAUCAGGUUCCAUGGACACAAAUAUAAAGCUUUGGGAUGUACGAAGGAAGGGCUGUGUGUUUCGCUAUAAGGGCCACACAGAGGCGAUUCGCUGUCUGCGGUUCAGUCCGGACGGGAAGUGGUUGGCGUCAGCAGCUGACGAUCACACAAUAAAGCUCUGGGAUCUUGCAGCAGGUAAACUAAUGGCAGAAUUCACACAGCACACCGGUCCGGUACAUGUUGUUGAAUUUCACCCUAAUGAGUACCUCUUGGCAUCAGGAAGUGCAGACCGGUCUGUUCGAUUCUGGGACCUGGAGAAGUUCCAGUUGGUGGGCUGUACUGAAGGGGAGACCGUACCGGUCAGAGCCGUCCUUUUCAGUAGUGAUGGUGGGUGCCUUUUCUGUGCUGGUCGGGACUCUCUCCGGGUGUAUGGAUGGGAACCCGAGCGCUGCUUCGAUACGGUUCCUGUAGGAUGGGGGAAGGUUUCUGAUUUGGCGAUCUGCAAUAAUCAGCUGAUCGGGGUCUCUAGCACCCAGUCCACUGUCUCUUCCUUUGUGGUUGACUUGACUCGGGUUAAAAUGACCGGCACAGCACCGCCAGGUCCGCAGUCACCAGUGAUACCCAUCACCCGUACUACACCCACCGGAUCCUCGCUGAGACGCAUCUAUGAGCGUCCAUCUACAUCCUGCAGCAAACCAAAGAGGGUGAGUCCAGUCAGUGACGAAGAGGAAAAAGAAUCCAGAGCCGAGAUCCAGAACGCAGAGGAUUAUCAUGAGAUCUUCCAACCAAAGAGCUCCAUCUCACGUACUCCGCCACGGUACCACGAGCCCUUCCCAGCUCCCUUAGAGGAUGAGAAUGCAGCAGUGAAGGAGCCGGACCCAGUGACCGCUACCAUCAGCAACAAGCGAAACUCUGAACAAUUGCCAAGACCCCCGGUUGCUGCCUCUACACCUAUUGUGUAUCCAGAGCUGCCUCCUCCACCGUCACCACCAAACAAUCCUCCGGUAAUAUCUGCUGCUCGCAACGAACCAAUCGGACUCAAAGUAGCAGACUUCUUGCCUGCUAUAAAGGGUGCAGCCCCCAUCGAGGUGGGGAAUGAUGAAGCCAUGUGUCAGAUUCGGAAAGGUCAUGAUACUAUGUGCAUGGUACUGACCAGCCGAAUGAAGAACCUCGAUGUCGUUCGAGCCCUGUGGAGUACCGGGGACAUCAAGACAUCCAUGGACUCUGCUGUGGCUAUUAAUGACCUGUCUGUGGUUGUUGAUCUUCUGAACAUUAUCAACCUGAAAGCGUCCUUGUGGAAGCUGGAUCUAUGUUCAGUUGUUUUGCCUCAGAUUGAGAAGCUUCUUCAGAGCAAGUAUGAAAGCUAUGUGCAGACUGGAUGUUUGUCACUGAAGCUGAUUCUGCAGAGGUUUCUGCCAUUGAUCACGGAUACCCUGGCUGCCCCACCUUCUGUUGGCGUGGACAUAACCCGUGAGGAAAGGCUCACAAAGUGCAAGUUGUGUUACAAGCAGCUUCGGACACUCAGUCCGCUGGUAAAAACCCGUGCCUCACAGAGCGGCCGCUAUGGAAGUGCCUUCAGAGAGCUGCAGCUGCUUAUGGCUGCUUUGGAAUAAUGUGGAGCAUUACCUGUCUUGUAUCUCGGCAGGGAGGUAGCUGGGACACUAGCACAGAAUCUGUUUUAAAGGGCAGGUCCUGACAAACUCUCAGAGAGUGGCUUUGGGGUCCUCCUUAGUGGGUUUCAGAGUUCCAUUCCUCCAAGACUGACAGCACCUCGCUCACACAAUCCCUUGCCCAGUGUCUGGCUGGAGGAAUGCUAGGAGGGAUGCUGAAGAAGUAAGAUCUGGGUUUCUAAAUCUUCCGCUGGUUUGUUUACUGUUAAUUUAUAGUAAAAUGUAAUUAAAAUGUAAUUUUUAAUUUCU
Pelobates fuscus (common spadefoot toad) is the source of this 2509-nucleotide messenger RNA. RefSeq names its product katanin regulatory subunit B1 (gene KATNB1). The record is from RefSeq and is a predicted model, not a curated record. Gene Ontology annotation, cellular component: katanin complex. The transcript is spliced from 20 exons. Gene Ontology annotation, molecular function: microtubule binding. Gene Ontology annotation, biological process: microtubule depolymerization; microtubule severing. Bases 251 to 2203 code for a protein of 650 amino acids. NCBI's taxonomy places the organism in Eukaryota, Metazoa, Chordata, Amphibia, Anura, Pelobatidae.